This is a messenger RNA of Dermacentor andersoni, 472 nucleotides long. The record is from RefSeq and is a predicted model, not a curated record. NCBI's taxonomy places the organism in Eukaryota, Metazoa, Arthropoda, Arachnida, Ixodida, Ixodidae.
CAUCGGAUACAACCAACGUGAAUGACGCCCAGGAUGCAAUAAACCUGAAAGUUCUAAAAGACAUGAUGAUAAAAGAAGAAGGCAGGGUUGACUUCCAAACUGGUGACGUGAAUGGUGUGAGGACUGUCCAACUGAAGACUAUAGAAGAACUUGCGCCGACAGAAAAUGCGCCAACGGAGUUUCCUCACGUUUAUGUUGUCCUGCGGGUUGCUAAGGAUUGUCUACUUGCUUCAUAUGGCCAAACAAGUCAAGGACGGCAAAAGUGUCUACUUUGGGGAUUAUCCAGAAGCGAAGUUAGCAAAUCUACUGAGUGCUAUAAGGUCCUGGACUCCUUUUGCCCGGCAGAUAUGUACGAUAUGACGGAACGUGAGGGCCCGUGCCUGCAAUACGACAGAGACGAAAGCCAACUUGACGAUACAGCGCAGGAGGAUCAAAAAGCAAAUUAGCACCUUGUCCAACAAAGUGUUGAAAA